Molecule: messenger RNA, 459 nt
Organism: Entamoeba invadens IP1
Lineage: Eukaryota; Evosea; Mastigamoebida; Endamoebidae
Exons: 2
Coding region: 1-459 (152 amino acids)
Source: RefSeq, a predicted model, not a curated record
AUGCGCCUUUUUGUCAAUGUCUGGAUACUCCUUCGAAACGUGUUUUUCCUCUACCUCUGCGUCAUUGGUCUUCUCACGCUUCUAACCGGGCUCUUACACUUCACAAACAACAAACCUGAAUCCUUUCAAAUCAGUGGUUUGAAUACAAACCCUACACUUGCAGUGAUGUUGGUUGCGAUUGUGUUAGUUGUGAAUGGGAUAGUCACCAUUUUAGUUUCGGGAUUUGCGAUAUUGCACUCGGUACAGUUUAACAACAUGAUAACCGAAAAUGGUGUAGCGUGUGCCAUUUGGUUUUUCAUAUUAGCGUGUCUUUCUUUUUUCAUGACAGGGAUAUUCGGGUUGAUAACAAGUCUCCUCUGUUUAAUUUCAGGAGGGCUUUUUGCAGUAGCUUUAGUGGUGUGUCAUUUCUCUUGUGUCUCGGACACCCCCACCAUAAAGACUGAGCAAGACGCUAAUUAA